GACGAAUGAAAAGGCUGAAGGUGACCGUAAGGAAAUGCAGAAGUACUGAUAUACCCUCACUCGGUUUGACAUACUCUUGAAUGCGCCAUCGUCAUGAGUCAAUUCGAUAUCUACAAGGAGACAUUCCGACGAAUCACUUCGGAGGCCGACAUCACAGAGUUUCUCCGGGAUCCUAUGGAAAACGACUUCCUUGCGUCUAAGAGGUGUUCUAUUUGCGAGGAAAACGACCUACGAUGCACCUUUGUUUGCUUGUUGUACUACAAGGGACUCAGAGUCUGCUGCAACCGCGAGCAAUGCUUUGGCCAAGCUUACACGUGCCGGAAUGGAGAGAUCGAACAAGCUUGGCUGCACCCGAUCACAGCUGCGAACCCUUGCGAUGGAUGUCAUCUUACUGGUGAAACGUGCGAAUUGAGAUUCAGCAACGGUUCACGUUGGCGGGAUCAAUGCAUUCCAUGCGCUCGGCAGAGGUUAGACUGUCGAUGGACCGUCAAUCCGAAACCUGCCAGUCUUGUCUCGUAUUUUUGCGCAUAUGCUGCCACCCACCCGAUAUACCGUUUGAUCAAGCCGAGGCCGCUCUUUUACAUCGCGCCUCUGGGUUCUGGAAACGAGAUGCCUCAAGUGCUUGCUGCACAGUCAUACUCAGACACAGGUGGUGCUGAAAAGAGGCAUCAACUCGAUCCGGCGUCCAGUACGGUGUUUACCAAGGAAGAAGACAGCUCGAUGGACCCGCGCUUCUCGUUCGCCCCGAUCACGCAGUUCUCCGGUAUCACUCGGGCAGGAAAUUGGGGUCAACAAAGCGAUGGCCUAUCUGAAGAAGAGUGGCUGUGUGUAUUCGACUAUGUUUAUCAAAUCGAAGGAAACUUCUAUCUGGAUGCGAUGUUGACUGUGCAGUAA
Molecule: messenger RNA, 894 nt
Organism: Filobasidium floriforme
Lineage: Eukaryota; Fungi; Basidiomycota; Tremellomycetes; Filobasidiales; Filobasidiaceae
Exons: 2
Coding region: 94-894 (266 amino acids)
Source: RefSeq, a predicted model, not a curated record